Molecule: messenger RNA, 1081 nt
Organism: Diabrotica virgifera virgifera (western corn rootworm)
Lineage: Eukaryota; Metazoa; Arthropoda; Insecta; Coleoptera; Chrysomelidae
Product: piggyBac transposable element-derived protein 4-like
Exons: 2
Coding region: 116-1066 (316 amino acids)
Source: RefSeq, a predicted model, not a curated record
CAGAUAUAUUAUAUCCUGUUAGCUUAACAAUGAUCUAAAAAUAUAUUUAAAAAAUUGUUAUUCAGAGAUUUACAGAAGGAUUUUGGUUUAAAUGUUUUAAAAAUUUUAAACAAUAAUGGCAAGAAGAGGUCUUACAGAAAAAGAAUUGCUUCGGGAGUUGGAAAAUUUUUCUGAUGUUGAAGCAGAAGACUAUUCCGACGAUGACUCCACUGCAAAUCGGAAUUACUCAUACGAAGGAAGCUCCUAUUCAAGUGAGGAUGAAUUAGCUGUAUCUGAUGUCGAGGACGAAGCUGCUGAAGUUGUUCCUCUGGCCGAUAUUAUACCCGAGACCAAGUGGGAGCCUGUGGCAGGAGACAGAUUGAAAUUUAAUUUUCUUGCUGCCCACACCGGUGUACACGAAAAUAUAAUCCAGAAACUUCGUGUUGCAUCUCCUAUAACUUAUUUUGAACACUUCAUAGACGAUGAGAUUAUCUCAUUGUUAGUGGAAGAAACCAAUAGAUUUGCUGCGCAAAGAAAUACUGCGAAUGAUGCUGCCCUAGCAGGAAGCCGAACUCCAAGACUUAAUAAAUGGGUUGACACUGAUCCUAUAGAGAUGCGCAAGUUUUUGGGUAUCGUUGUAUGGAUGGGACUUAUGCAUUUGCCAAAAUUGAGGGAUUACUGGAGCACAAAAAGAAUUUAUGAAAAUGGAAUUCCAAAAAUAUUGAGCAGCAAUAGAUUUGAGAUGUUACUUUCGAUGUUUCAUCUAUCAAAUAAUGAGCAGCCAAUUAAUCCAGAAGACAGGCUUCACAAAAUCUCAAAUUUUUUGAACUUACUAGAACAGAAAUUCAAAGAAUCGUAUAAUCCCGAAGAAGAAGUUUGUAUUGACGAAAGCAACGUACCAUUUCGAGGACGUAUCUAUUUCCGACAGUACAUUCCUAAUAAAAGGCAUAAUUAUGGGAUAAAGAUUCUCAAAAUCUGUAUUUUUGGAGGCUAUACAUGGUCGUUUAAAGUCUACACAGGCAAAGAAAGAGCAGACGAUGUAUCAGUUGCCGAAAAAAUUGUCGACACUAAUGGAGGGACUUUUUGAUACAGGUAGAACUUU